Messenger RNA from Fusarium odoratissimum NRRL 54006, 2616 nucleotides. RefSeq lists its product as uncharacterized. NCBI's taxonomy places the organism in Eukaryota, Fungi, Ascomycota, Sordariomycetes, Hypocreales, Nectriaceae. The coding region runs from base 1627 to 2022 and encodes 131 amino acids. The record is from RefSeq and is a predicted model, not a curated record. The transcript has 2 exons.
UAUUGAUCUAAAUCAAGGAAAUGCUCGCUGUUGGCUAAUUUGAGGGGCUGGGUCUCAUAAUGGGUGAGGCUUUACCUGCUUGACCCAAACUUGACCCAACUUGACCCAACUUUGACACCUGUAAACGCCAACCUUACAUUGCGGCAUCUCACCGACACGCUACUGCGUAGCGGAAUAUCCGCGAGGCGUCAAUGGAGAUAUGAUAUCGACCGGUGAGGGAACGACGCUAAUAACACUUGGUGGAUCCGGCAUUUCCAUUUAGUCUCCCCGAAUCCGGAUGACAGCUUGAACCAUCCAUCGCUUAUUAGAGCUUCGAUGGCCCGAUGCCAAGUUUCCCGGAAGUUUGUGUCGACAUAGCCGGAUAUGGACAUUUCUUUGGGGCUUAAAAGUCAAAAUGAUGUCCUCUUGAGUGUUUCAGUUGAAAACGGAGAGGUAUGGGGUGAGCUGAGACUUGGUCUCAACUUAAACUCCCGUCGACCCGGUUAAUCAGAACGCGUGCGGGAUGUGAAUAUAUAAAAGGUCGAUGAUAUGAUUGUGAGGUCACAUGUCGUGCACUUGAGGUUUGCGAUCUCGAGCGAUUAGUUCUCAUGAGAUCAUUGAUUCUGAAAUUUCUGAAAGACAAACUCAUACCUAUCGGCCAAGAAACACUCAAUUUAAUUAGGAUGGCUCGCUGAAGAUUUCUGCAGGACCCCAGGAGGUCGGCUGGUGAUUCAGUUGUAUGCUGUUGGUUGUGAAUUUGUUUCUCAGUGGGUGUGUAUGAUCCUGUUCUGCCUAAAACACCCCCCUAUUUUUACAGAUGCGUGCGGAUUCAUGGCACGGAAACUUGGACCAACACCAUCAUCUUGCGUGUGAAGCCUUGACCUUACCUCUCUCAUCAGUUUUAGUCGUCAUGCAGGAUUUAAUAAUGACUGUUCACCAAUGAAUUCCUAUUGACAGAUUCCCUCGAAGCAGCCUCGCCGUAGCGGUGAGUCUGAGAGGGCGAACCCCUUCCAGCCGAUCCGAUCAGCCAAGAAAGGCGUCACUCACUCAAGGCACUGUUCCCCCUUUGCUUCUGAGGUGCCUUGCUUGCCCAAGUCAGCCGUAAAACUCAAAUUUCAGUCAUUAUCUGUUUGUUCCCUCCGCCAUCUUCUCUCUUCUCUCACUUGCUUUCUUCUUCCCAUUUUUUGUCGACUCCAUCCCUCGUCAUCUUCAUCUCCCGCGAGCUUUUACCUCCGAGACACGCGCAUCUCCCUUGAUCAUCCAAGAUGACAACACCAUGUUUCAGUCCGCUUAGGUGCACAUUAGUCUAUUAGACUAGUGCAGCCAGUUUACCCUAUCUUCAGCAGCACCAUGUUGUCCCCCUUACUGAUGCGUCCACGCGAGUGUCAACCGACUCGCCUCGCCCCGUCCCGCGGCUCCCUAUUAACUAGAUGGAGAUUAUGAUGCCGGGAUGUAGAGGAAACUCCGUCAUCCCUUUACCGUUGUAUAAAAUGGAUAGAAUUUUCCCUGCAUCUUGUUGCUGUCUUUACUCAAACAAGAUUCAACAACGAUCCCGGGCGAGCCUUCAGUACGCCGGUUUCCUGAGCUUUGCGACACAGCAUUCUUCGGUUCUUUGACUGGAGCAUGAAGCUCUGAAUACGUCUCAUAAUGGCAGAUACUAUACAAUCAGAAUGUGCUAGCUACGAAGAACAUUACUCGAUCCGAUCGCAGGACGAUUUGAUCUGGUCCCUAGAGAGACAACCUUCAGUCCAGUUACAUGCCUAUCUCCGACAACCAUCCAGGGACGACCCUUUUUCAGCAUGGUCGACCACGCCCGUUGAUCCUUCCUCGAACCUUACCUUUCGGCACAUCGAAGCACUGUGGCUUCUUCGUAUCACUUCAUGCGUUGCAUAUAUCCGUCACCGAAUCCUCGCCCUGUUGUUCCAGUCACACGUUCUUGUUGAGCCUGCAGCCCAGACGCACCAACGUCAGUCACCACAAGCUCACACCGUGGACACUCAGCUUGAUACGUAUGGCAUAGGAGUGCAGUUCGAAGAGCCCUGAAUUCAUAGACGGCCACUGCAAUAGCUGUCGUGCCAUCGACAUGAUGAAGGGCGUUGACUCAAUGAUAGCUGGGUAUUUUCAAUGAUCUACGAAAGAUGCCCCAACAAAAGAUUGGUCAACCAUUUCUAUAAGUGGACUUGUUGCCGUCAUGCCAAAAAAACCCUCGUCUCAAACUGUUACAAUAACCCAGCAAGAGCCCUUUCUUUCACCAUCUCUGCUGAUUUUACUUCUUCUUAUUCUUCCCCUAAAUCCUCUCUGUGCUGCAGUUGCCUUUCAGCGGCUAUACUGUCGUACCAAUCCCUUGAAUAAUUUAUUGCAUUUGACAAAAUAGUCUCAUCUCACAGAUGUCGCUGCUCUAUUGAGAUAUUUCGACCUUGGUCCCCUCAUUAUCUGUUCUUCAGAUGAAAAGUGUCUGAUUCAUUUACGAAUGAGCAAGACUCGAUCUCUGUGUAUUCUACAAGUAGAUCGAGGUUUCGCACAUAUACUACAGUGAAUAUUUAUUGUAUGAUAUGUUUAUAAUCUAACACCAAGCUCAUGCUUGAAUCUUAUCAUGAUAAACUCACUCAGAGCUAGGAACGCCAAAACAGACCCUCC